AUGAGAGGUUUAAUUUACAAGAUGGUCAUUGUAGGUACCAGUGGAAGAAUGAGAAAUAUCGGUCAAUGGAAGAACGGGACAAUGAAUGGUAAAGGGACGAUGAUAUGGAGCAACGGGAACCGUUACGAUGGGUCUUGGGAAGACUCUGCUCCUAAAGGAAACGGUACGUUUGGUUGGUCAGAUGGGAGUUUUUAUGUUGGAGUUUGGAGUAAAGAUCCUGAAGAACAGAACAUGACUUAUUACCCGACAACAACGUCAGGGAACUUCGAGUGGCAACCACAACAAGUGUUUUGUGUUGAUUUAAGUGAGUGUGUGGUUUGUACUUGUCAGAGAAUCCCGGUUUUGCCUUCUCAGAAGAUGCCGGUUUUGUACGGUUCUUCUGAGCAGAGUAGUAGUGGGAACAUGACUAAGAGUAGUGUCAUCAGUGAGAGGCCGAGGAGGAGAUCCUUUGAUGGGAGAGUUAGUAAUGGUGAGAUGGAGUUAAGGAACAAUGGUUCUGGUUAUCUUCAGGUUGAUGAUACAGAGAGUAAUAGAUCAUCACCGUUAAGGCCUUUGAGAAUAAGACCUGCUAAGAAACAAGGACAGACUAUCUCUAAAGGACAUAAGAACUAUGACCUCAUGCUUAACUUGCAGCUUGGGAUUAGACAUUAUGUUGGAAGACCAGCUCCAGCUACGUCUCUUGAUUUGAAGGCUUCUGCGUUUGAUCCAAAGGAAAAAACUUUGGACUAA
This is a messenger RNA of Eruca vesicaria subsp. sativa (arugula), 729 nucleotides long. Lineage: Eukaryota; Viridiplantae; Streptophyta; Magnoliopsida; Brassicales; Brassicaceae. The record is from the annotation of a GenBank genome assembly.